This is a messenger RNA of Fraxinus pennsylvanica, 576 nucleotides long. The record is from the annotation of a GenBank genome assembly. NCBI's taxonomy places the organism in Eukaryota, Viridiplantae, Streptophyta, Magnoliopsida, Lamiales, Oleaceae.
AUGGAUGAAAACAGCAAUCGGAAACUUCAAUCUGAUUGGUACUCUCGAACUCGCCUCCACAACAAUCCUGUGGAGUAUGAUUUUCCAGGAGAUAGAUUUAUACCGGAUAGGAGCCUGAUGGAUCUUGAUCAAGCCCACAGUUUGUUAACAACUCCGACUCAAAAACCCAGCAAACCCAAGUUUAAAAGAGAAUCUUGUAUUUCGGAUGCACCUAAUAUCGUGAACCAUUUCUACCUGAACAUCAUGGACUGGGGGAAAGCCAACUUUCUUGCAAUUGCUUUGGGCUCAAAAUUAUACUUGUGGAAUGCUGAUAAUCGAAAAACUGAAUUAUUGUCAGAAGUGGGCAAUGGUGACGAUUAUCCUACUGGUGUAGCCUGGUUGGAAGAUGCCCAAACAGUAGCAGCUGGAUACCAGUGCUCGAAAAUAUAUCUUUGGGAUGCCGAGACCCUAAAGAUUGUUAGAUGCCUUACAGGGCAUCAGAAUAGGGUGGGUUCUGUUGCAUGGAAUGGCCAGAUUUUGACUUCUGAAAGCAGUGAUAAUGCUAUCAUGAAUCACGAUCAUUUCUCGCUACUAUAA